This is a messenger RNA of Diaporthe amygdali, 843 nucleotides long. RefSeq lists its product as uncharacterized. The record is from RefSeq and is a predicted model, not a curated record. The transcript is spliced from 2 exons. Bases 1 to 843 code for a protein of 280 amino acids. Gene Ontology annotation, cellular component: endoplasmic reticulum; plasma membrane. Lineage: Eukaryota; Fungi; Ascomycota; Sordariomycetes; Diaporthales; Diaporthaceae.
AUGUCGAUUCUCAUCCGCGCAAACGACGCCCUCGGCAUCAACCCCCCCUCCGGAGUGGACUCAGCCCUGUCUGUACACGGUUCUGACUUCCUCUGGGCUGUCACGGCGAUCUUCAUCGUAUCCUUUCUUGGUCUCCUCGUCUUCUGCUUCACCACUCCUGAGAGCGAUAGAGUCUUCCACUACCUUUUCACGUGUGCCCUCCUAGCCGGCUCUGUUUCCUACUACGCCCAGGCCUCUGAUCUUGGUUGGAGCGCUGUUGAGCAGGUUGACGGCAGCGGAACCCGCCAGAUCUUCUGGCCAAGAUAUGUCAACUGGGCCGUUGCGUUCCCGUCUGUUACCCUCGCCCUUGGACUUCUAUCAGAUGUCUCGUGGACAACCAUCUUCACCAACAUCUUUAUCUGCUUGCUGUGGGUCGUCACCUAUCUUGUUGGUGCCUACACCACCACCGUCUACAAGUGGGGCUUCUUUGCCUUUGGAACCUUUGCCUUCGUCAUUCUUGCCAUGAGCACGCUCAACGAGAGCAGGGAGGCAGCGCAACGCAGCGGAAUCACUAGGGACUACAUGAUCCUAGCAGCAAUUGCGAAUCUUUGCUGGAUCUUGUACCCCGUUGCCUGGGGAUUGACCGAUGGCGGCAACAAGAUUGGCGUCACCGCCGGUUUCAUAUUCUUCGGUGUUCUCGACAUACUGCUCGUUCCUGGCUUGAGUUUCGUCUUGGUGUUCCUCUCACGCAAGUGGGGCUACGCUCAGCUGAACCUCGACCUCAGCGAAUCUCGAAGCGGAUGGCACGCCAACAGCGACCGGAAGGAGCCAGUCUUGGAGGCACACCGCGGCUCGUCGGUCUAA